UUGUAUUAGACAUUAGUCUUUUAUUGUGACAGUAGUCAGAGGAAGUACAGUCAGGUCCGUGUGAUGAGGAGACCGUGGUGAGGAGCAGGAGCAGGAGCAGGAGCCGGAGACAGUGCAGGUGGAGAACCAGGCCACUGACGGUUCGUACUCGGGAAGCUGCGGGGCUCACACUCUCUUCGGCCCGGCGGCGGACUGCGACGCUCGAGGGGCUGCGGACCAGGUCAACUCGAAGCGGGACCACACACACGCACCAGCGGGUUAGAGAAGAGGAGCCGAGCGGACACGAGUGGAAUGAACGCGGAAUCAACAAGCAAAGAAAGAUAGGUCUUCAGAAAGAGGAGAGCGAGGGGGAGCGACAUCACUAACGGAGCCAGCCAGACGACCCGCUAGCCCGGCUACAGGGAGGCACCAGAGGAGGAGGUGGAACCAGCGGGAGAAGAAGUCCCCCAGAGAGGAGCGCUAUCAACACACACUCGGCAGGCAUGGCAGACCCAGACCUGGACUUCCAGACCGGUGAUGCGGGGGCAUCCUCCACCUACCCACAGCAGUGUUCGGCCCUGCGCAAAAAUGGCUUCGUUUUGCUCAAAGGCCGACCCUGCAAGAUCGUUGAGAUGUCCACCUCCAAGACCGGCAAGCACGGCCACGCCAAGGUGCACAUGGUUGGUAUCGACAUCUUCACUGGUAAGAAGUUUGAGGAUAUUUGUCCCUCCACCCACAACAUGGACGUCCCCAACAUCAAGAGAAUGGAUUACCAGCUCAUUGGGAUCACAGAGGGCUACCUGUCUCUGCUCCAGGACAGCGGGGAGGUGAGAGAGGACCUGAAGAUCCCUGACGGAGACCUGGGCAAAGAGAUCGAGAGCAAGCACGAAGCCGGAGAGGAGAUCCUGGUCACCGUUCUAAAUGCAAUGGAUGAAGAAUCCGCCAUCGGCAUCAAAGCCUUGGGUAAAUAAGCCACUGCAGGGGCACAGGCGAUGCACUGGACCUGGGGAAGAGGAGGGGACAUUGCCUCGUCAAUGCUACUCUCCCUCUUUUCUUUCUUUUUCGUCUUUUUUGGUUUUCAUACUCUCUCUCUCUUUCUCCCCUGCUCUGUUCUCCGACCUUCCUACCUUUGGCUUCGAUUAGAGAUGAACUCGAAUGAACGAUUGGAAAUUUGAAUUGUAAAAAAAAAAAAAAUUAUUACCACACAUCCAAGUCCAGAUGUACAGAUGCAAAGACGUGUUGAGGAAGGUUCUCUAACUAAUAACUGAGUAGGUCUGCAAACACCCGAGUAGCUACCUUCCACCAGGGGAAAGAAAAACGUCGAUAACGUCACAGCCGUUUUGUUAUAUACGUUUCCCUGUUUUAUUAAGGGCUUCAACUCUAGACCUGCAUUGAGGCUUGUUCAGUGCACGUGUGUCGUACAGGACCGGACACGUGACUCGUUAUGUCUCUUCUGUACGGCGUUUUUCUUUGCAGCGAUUCAUCUGAAAAAGUCCGUCCUGCUGUUGAUUUCAUCACCUGAAACUUGUCUAUUAAACAAAAGGUUACCAACAUGGCA
This is a messenger RNA of Hippoglossus stenolepis (Pacific halibut), 1537 nucleotides long. RefSeq names its product eukaryotic translation initiation factor 5A-1. The record is from RefSeq and is a predicted model, not a curated record. Gene Ontology annotation, molecular function: RNA binding; ribosome binding; translation elongation factor activity. Gene Ontology annotation, biological process: positive regulation of translational elongation; positive regulation of translational termination. The transcript is spliced from 6 exons. Lineage: Eukaryota; Metazoa; Chordata; Actinopteri; Pleuronectiformes; Pleuronectidae. Bases 483 to 950 code for a protein of 155 amino acids.